AUGGCAGCGCCUCCACCGCAGCAGCCCGCCCAACCUGCAUCGCCGACAAAGAGUGUUCCGGAUGACCCAAAGAACAAGCGUGUCAACCAGGCAUGUAUCCUGUGCAGGAAGCGCAAGUCCAGGUGCCACCUCGACUAUGAAAACGGCCGAGCCAAGCUCCCGUGCGCCCGUUGCAAGCGCGAGAGUCUCGAGUGUGUACUGGGUGGGUCAAACAGAGGUGGUAGGCGCGUGAGAAGGAAAACCCUUCCCGACAAUGCACCCAGCAACAUCGCCCCCAGUGGCAGCGCUCAAACGCCAUCCGGGCCCUUUUCCUCUGUUGGCGUGGGCGGUGAUAAUGUUUCUUUCCAUGGGCUUGGUAAUAUGGGUACGGCAACUGCCACUUCGCCGGUAGAGAGCCGUCUCAACUUCAGCGGUCUUGAACCCAGCAAUGCACGCCCACACCCCGUGGAACCGGCACAGCAGACCGCAGGGUCCCCGUCGAUGGAGUUUGCAAACUUGCAGAAUCCUUCCGACGCGCUGGGGAUUCUGGCCCGUGUCGCCGAAGAGGGAACACCGGCAAAUGCGCAGCACCGGUCGAGCUUUGCACAGCCGGGUAACCCAGAACGGCUGCACACCUCGUACCGGCUGUUGGCAGAAGGCAAGCUCACAUGGGGACAGGUAUUUCAGCUGCUGCAACGCUACAAAACCUAUUAUCAUCCAUACUUCCCGCUGGUGCCGCCUCAAACGUUUGAUACCACAAGGCUGUAUGAAACGGCGCAGCGGGAACCACACCUACUCACGGCCAUUUUGGUUAUUGCAUCGAAAGAUCUCAUUGAAGAAACCCACACAUAUGAGGUUUGUUCCGCACACAUGAAAAGUUUGGUCGCCGAUCUGGCUGCUGGCGGGCCUGGUGACGUUGAAGCCGUCGAGGCUUUGCUUCUGCUUGCGGAGUGGACCCCAUAUACGCAAAGGGCACACUCCGGAAAGGUAGGCAAAGGGGAGGAAGACCGUGAGGCAUGGAACUCGAGUGGAGUAGCACUUCGGCUUGCCUAUUAUCUGGGGCUUGAGAAAUACUCUUUCAAAGUUGAUGAUGAUGGUAAAGAUCCGCAAUUUAGUAGGAAGCUGUUGGUGUGGACAGCGUGUUAUAUAGCUGACAGGCAAAUAUCUAUCCGUAUCGGCAAAGCAUUUUGGUCAAGAGGACCGGGCCCCUUGACCACCCUCCGACGAGAAAACUAUCCGUCCUUGCUCCCCAAAAACCCGAAUGACGAAGAUUACGCCAGCAUCUUCCAAGCCACGUUGGAAUUGACAUCGUUGUUUAGCAACGUACACGACGUGCUGUAUUCCAAUGUUGGAACCAGCUUCCGCUCGCAUCUAUCCGGAAGCUACAUCAAAUUCAUCGACGACUUCCGCGCCGCAACAUACGGCUGGAAAGCCGUUUGGGGCACACUGACGUGCUCGCCUCACCUCAAAGCCAUGCUGCUGAUGAGCUACGACUACCUGCGCUUAUAUGUCAACGCUUUUGCCUUCCAGGCCACCGUUCGACGCGUACAGGCAUCGCUCAAUACGUCCGAAAAUCCCGCUUCCACAACCACGAGCCCCGCGUUCCCGCAGUCGCCAUCCCGCGUCUUCUACAACAAUGUCGGCGCGGUUGGCGAUGCGCGCUUCAUCUACGAAGGUCUCGACGCUGCCAAAGCAAUUCUCACGACCGCCAACAACUUCGUCGACCCGGAGAAGGCUUUGCGCUUUAUGCCAUUGCGCUUCUACCUGUACCUCGUGUACGCGGGGGUGUUCCUGUUCCGUGCCAAGUGCGUGGGCGUCGUGGGCGCGGAGGAAGAGCGCGGCGUGCGCCGCAUGGUAGGCGAGACGGUCGAGCGGCUACAGCGCAGCGCGGUCGGCGGCACGCACCUCGGAUCGCGGUACAGUCAGCUACUGCGGCUGCUGUGGAUGAAAGCCGACAGCAGCAGUAUUGGUGGCGCGGCGCUCAGGGCUGGUGCUGCGGCCUCGCGCUCCGGCCGCGUCGGUGCGGCCUUCAACCCUGCCACGGCGCCUGUCUCGCACGCCACGCCUUCCGCCUCGUCUCAGGUCGGCAGCACCGGCGGUAGGGAAUACGGCGUCCCUGAUAACAGCAGCCCACUUGCUGGCGGUGGCCAUAGCGGGAACGCCCCCGCGGGCGUAGAGCAGAUCGGCGACUUUAGCUGGACAGAUCUGAGCGCGGUCGGAGAGUUUGCAGUAAAUGGGUACAAUGGGCAGGGCCUGGACCAGGAUGCGCUAUGGGGCGGCUUCCUGCCGCUUGAGGUGGGCGGCGUGUGGGACGUUGGCCAGUUUGACAUGAAUGGAGGGGCGGGAAGCAGCGGGAGUGGUGGUAGCGGUGGCGGUAGCGGUGGUGCAGGCGAGGGGCUGGGUAUGAUGUUUUGA
Aplosporella prunicola CBS 121167 is the source of this 2394-nucleotide messenger RNA. RefSeq lists its product as uncharacterized. Gene Ontology annotation, biological process: regulation of DNA-templated transcription; DNA-templated transcription. The transcript is spliced from 4 exons. The coding region runs from base 1 to 2394 and encodes 797 amino acids. Gene Ontology annotation, molecular function: DNA-binding transcription factor activity, RNA polymerase II-specific; zinc ion binding; DNA binding. Gene Ontology annotation, cellular component: nucleus. Lineage: Eukaryota; Fungi; Ascomycota; Dothideomycetes; Botryosphaeriales; Aplosporellaceae. The record is from RefSeq and is a predicted model, not a curated record.